GGCAGACUGGCCCUUAGCGGGACCCGCCCUGAGCAGCCACUCCAAGGCCGUCCACGAGCGGGAAGCUCACCAUGCAGCCGUGGCUCUGGCAGGCACUCCUGGCAUUGCUCCUCGCCACCCUCCUGACACAAGGAGAAGCCAGGCAGAGAGCAGGUGCCCAGGCCUGGAACAGCAGCAGGCCGGCUCUGCUGAGGCUGUCAGAUCACCUGCUGGGCAAUUAUAAGAAGAGCGUGCGGCCCGUGCGGGACUGGAGGAAGCCCACCACCGUAUCCAUUGAUGUCAUUAUCUAUGCCAUCCUCAGUGUGGAUGAGAAGAACCAGGUGCUGACCACCUACAUCUGGUACCGGCAGUGCUGGACAGAUGAGUUUCUCCAGUGGAACCCGGAGGACUUUGACAACAUCACCAAGUUGUCCAUCCCCACCGACAGCAUCUGGAUCCCAGACAUUCUCAUCAAUGAGUUUGUGGACGUGGGGAAGUCUCCCAACAUCCCGUACGUGUAUGUUCAGCAUCAGGGUGAGGUCCAGAACUACAAGCCCCUGCAGGUGGUGACCGCCUGCAGCCUCGACAUCUACAACUUCCCCUUCGACGUGCAGAACUGCUCGCUGACCUUCACCAGCUGGCUGCACACCAUCCAGGACAUCAACAUCACCUUGUGGCGCUUGCCAGAGAAAGUGAAGUCUGACAAGAGCGUCUUCAUGAACCAGGGCGAGUGGGAGCUGCUCGGCGUGCUGACCCAGUACCGGAGGUUCAGCAUGGAGAGUAGCGACUGCUACGCAGAAAUGAAGUUUUAUGUGGUCAUCCGCCGGCGGCCCCUGUUUUAUGCGGUCAGCCUGCUGCUGCCUAGUAUCUUUCUCAUGGUCAUGGACAUCGUGGGCUUCUACCUGCCCCCGGACAGCGGUGAGAGGGUCUCCUUCAAGAUCACGCUGCUCCUGGGCUACUCCGUCUUCCUGAUCAUUGUGUCCGACACGCUGCCUGCCACGGCCAUCGGUACUCCUCUCAUUGGUGUCUACUUUGUGGUGUGCAUGGCUCUGCUGGUGAUAAGCUUGGCUGAGACCAUCCUCAUCGUGCGGCUGGUGCACAAGCAAGACCUGCAGCAGCCUGUGCCCCCCUGGCUGCGGCGCCUGGUUCUGGAGAGAAUCGCCCGGCUGCUUUGCCUCCAGGAACAGGUGCCUUCUCAAAGGCUCCCGGCCACCGCCCAGCCCACCAAGGCAGAUGAUUGCUCAGCUAUGGGAAAUCACUGCAACCACCCGGGCGGGCCCCAAAACCUGGAGAAGACACCCCGGGGUAGCGGCAGCCCUCCCCCGCCACCACGGGAGGCCUCGCUGGCAGUGCGCGGGCUGCUGCAGGAGCUGGCCUCCAUCCGCCACUUCCUGGAGAAGCGGGAUGAGAUCCGAGAGGUGGCCCGGGACUGGCUGCGCGUGGGCUCCGUACUGGACAAGCUGCUCUUCCGCAUCUACCUGCUGGCGGUGCUGGCCUACACCAUCACCCUGGUCUCACUCUGGUCCAUCUGGCAGUACUCCUGAGCGGGUGUGCCCAGCAGGGGAGCGGGGAUGGAGGUGAUAAGGGUGAGGCUGGAGGAUUUCACCCUUCAGGGCCCCUGGGAUGUCAGGGACAUUCCAGAGACACAGACCCCAUUGUACCCCCCAACCCCGCUUCUAAUGUCAGUUCCCCUCAGCAACCUGAAGCUUCCUCCAAAACUUGUUGAUCAAGAUUCUUACUUUGUCCUCCCCUUCAUCUACCUACCAUGGCUUUAAAACACACUACCUUAGACUGGGAGAACCCAGCAUCCUCCGCCUUCACUCUACCCAUCUAUACAUCAGGCCUCAGUUUCCCCAUAAGCACUUUCCUGAAUUAGGCUCUUUGGAAUCCUGUUCCUCUUCCCCAAACUUGUCUUUAGGUUAAAGGCAAAACCAACACAGGUCUGAUAUCCCUGUAGUAGGCUUAUCCAAACCCUAGAGUCUCUCCUUUGCUUCACCUAUGCACACAUCCCUGGACAUUCAUCCUCCGUCCGAUGGUGAGGGUGGCAUGGGGUAGUAAAAUGAGAUGAAGGGGUUGGUGCUGUGGCAUAGCAGGUAAAGCCACUGCCUGCAGUGUCAGCAUCCCAUAUGGGCAUCGGUUUGAGUCCCGGCUGCUCCACUUCUGAUCCAGCUCUCUGCUAUGGCCUGGGAAAGUAGUGGAAAAUGGCCCAAGUGCUUGGGCCCUGGCACCCAUGUAGGAGACCUGGAGGAAGCUCUUGGCUCCUGGCUUCGGAUCAGAGCAGCUCCAGCUGUUAUGGCCAAUUGGGGAGUGAACCAGUGGACGGAAGACCUCUCUCUCUCCCUCUCUGCCUCUCCUUCUCUUUCUGUGUAAAUCUGCCUUUCAAAUAAAAAAAUAAAUCUUUAAAAAAAUGCAAUGAAGCCGAAAACUCUCUUCUUGACCAUUUAUCAGCAGCUUUGGGAAAAGUUUAGAUGGGUGGAAGAAGAGGUUGAAAGUUACCGGCAGACAGAAGAUUUGAGAAUUACCCCCCAUUUCAGUCAUUGGAUGCUUUCUGGUUCAAGGAACUGGGAGGUGAAAUGGUAGCUGUACCAAAGAAACAGUAGAAGAUGGGGUGUGAGGGUCAGCACCGUAAGCACUUACCAUGGAAAGGGAGGGGGCGCUCAGUGCUGCCACCAUUCUGGGCUCAGGUCUCU
Molecule: messenger RNA, 2669 nt
Organism: Oryctolagus cuniculus (rabbit)
Lineage: Eukaryota; Metazoa; Chordata; Mammalia; Lagomorpha; Leporidae
Gene: HTR3A
Product: 5-hydroxytryptamine receptor 3A
Biological process (GO): monoatomic ion transmembrane transport
Cellular component (GO): postsynaptic membrane
Molecular function (GO): extracellular ligand-gated monoatomic ion channel activity; transmembrane signaling receptor activity
Source: RefSeq, a predicted model, not a curated record